Plodia interpunctella (Indianmeal moth) is the source of this 3144-nucleotide messenger RNA. It is a transcript of the gene C/EBP, whose product is annotated as slow border cells. Gene Ontology annotation, biological process: regulation of transcription by RNA polymerase II; DNA-templated transcription. The coding region runs from base 228 to 1070 and encodes 280 amino acids. NCBI's taxonomy places the organism in Eukaryota, Metazoa, Arthropoda, Insecta, Lepidoptera, Pyralidae. The transcript is spliced from 2 exons. Gene Ontology annotation, molecular function: RNA polymerase II cis-regulatory region sequence-specific DNA binding; DNA-binding transcription factor activity, RNA polymerase II-specific. The record is from RefSeq and is a predicted model, not a curated record.
GCUCCGCCGCGGCCGGCUCAGUCUGCGCCCGACCGCUGUCGCGUACACACGCGUCCACGCUCCGCUCUCAACAGAUUACACACGUGCGUGACACCCGCGAGUUCCCGGACAAAACAACUUUGGAUUGCUUAAGACGUGCAUGUGAUCAAGUGGCGGCUAUUCAGUGCUUUGAGGUGGAGGCUCGGGCCUCGGGCGCCGCUGGGCCCGUGAUCGGCCCGGGCGGCGGCAUGGAGUCCCCACAGAUGUACGACGCGGCGGCCGCGCCACCGCCACCGCCGCAACCCGACCUCAAGAAGGCGGUGGAGGAUAAACGCGCCCCUUUCCCACCCCCCGAUUUAGACGAGCUCAAUGGACAGGAAAUCAGCUUGGACUUGCAACACCUCAUCGAGGACCAGUUCCGCGGAGAGGAAACUAUGGCUCUAUUUCAGGAAAUACUUCCUGGAGGCCGCUCCCCGCAACCGAGGCCUAAUUAUGCUAGAACGACACUGGCUUACAUGCCUCAGCCUGUGCACUCUGGAGCUUCUUAUGCUGCCCCAGUACAAGCUAGCUCUGGGCAUGAACAAGCGCCUCCAAUCAAAGAAGAACCACCGGAGCCGCAUGAUUUCAGGAGAUCAGUGACUUGUGCUCAAUACACUGGCCAAUACAAUCCACAACCACCAGUCGGUGUCAGUGGUCCGUACGGUGGUGGGUUCACUCCCUUGCCUCCUCUCGGAGCACCUUUACUUCCUCCUCUACUAAAACACAAACCUGCCCCUGCUAGACGCUCGUCUGGUAAAGUUAUAGACAAAGGUACAGAUGAAUAUAGAAGGCGACGCGAACGCAACAACAUAGCUGUUAGAAAAUCCCGCGAAAAAGCAAAAGUUCGCUCUAGAGAGGUGGAAGAAAAGGUGAAGACGUUACUCAGGGAGAAAGAGGCGUUGUUGAAGAGGCUGGAGGCUGUGUCGGGAGAGUUGAGCCUGCAUAAACAGAUGUACGUGCAUCUGAUCAAUCUAAACCACCCGGAGAUUACCGAAUUGUGUCGAUCGAUGCUGCAGCUGGGCGCUCCCCACGGGCAGGAUCAUACGCUUUGACCGUAGGUGGCGCAGCGAGGCGUGACGUGUGAUAGGAAUACUUGUGCAUUAAACUAGUGUCUCUGAAAGUAAACUUUAUAGUUAGCAAAAUUAUUACUAUGUGAUUUUUACCGUUUACUUUUUAUAUUAAUAUACACGGAAAGUUUAGUUUUAGACGCAAAAGAUUGAAUAAUGACGGAAAACGACAUUUUAGCGCUCACGGUGCGCAGGGCUGUCGAAUUGUUAAGAUUUAAAAUGUAUUUUUAUAAUGUUAUUAUUUUAUCUUUUGCUAAACCUUUUUUUUUUUUUUGACAAAGCGAGUCCAAGCCUAAAGAAGUGAUCUCAAAUGUCGUGGCUAGGAAUCGCAAUUUGUAAUCACUGCCAUUGUGUCUCGAAAAUAAACCUUAUGACGAGAUCAGUAAAGUCUUAUUUUCAAAGGCUGCUAUUUAUGUUCCGUACAGUUUUAUAUAUUGGAGAUAAAUUAUGCGAUAUGAUAAUGCAAUUUUCAAUACAUAGAUGUCGCUAGUGUCAUUAAAAUUUUUGGAGACAAUAUUACACAAUGACUGAUCAUUUUAUCACCAAUUCGACAUUUUUAACAUUUUAGAAUAUUAAGGUUAUGUAAUAUAUAGUAACAUAGUUUUUGUUACGUUGUAAAUUGGUUGUAAAUAAUAUUGAAAUGGUAAAUUUAAUUGGUUAGUUUUAAAUUUUCGGUACUUCUAUUCGAAAUUUUAUGUAAUGUUAUAGAGAAUUUGUUUCACAUCUAAUGGAUUUAACGUUUGAAAGAUACUUACUUAAAUUAUAAAAAGGAAAAUAUUUAGUCUGUGUUACAACUAAAUUAGCAGUGGGACAAAUUUAAAAAUUAUGACAAAAAAUAUAUUGAAAAAUAGAUUUUUCUGUUAAAAUAAUAAAUAAUACUUAAAAAUUACCUUCAUGUUUAGUUGAAUUUAUGUUUUCUGUCUUCCAAAAUGUUAUUUCUUGUUUAGUUUUAUUAAUUUUUUUUUUGUUUUCUUGAUAACUUAAUGUACAUAAUUUAACGCUAAGCGAUUUUGCCUUUUUCUUUGGUUAAUUGUUGAGCACUAAAAUUUUUAUUCCUAACGAUGUACCUAUAUUAUUUGUUAGAUAUUUUUCUGUCUAUGUUAUUGUAAGUUUAAGAAAUUAAUUUAAAAAUGAUAAAAUCAUGGUCGACGUUUGCCGAAUGUGGAUUAUAAGGAGGAUAUUUAUAUAUUUGAUAUAUUUUAAAUGCUACUUAAUAUUUCAUAGUAGCUACAAGCACGGGUCCUAGGCUGCAUAUAUACAGAUUAAAUAUUUUUACAUAAAAAAAAAAAAACAAUUGAGUGCCAACCCUGACAUUGCGACAAUAACUUUUUUUAUUGAAAAAGUAGGGUUAGCGAUCAUUGUAAAACGGGUCUCGAAACAUAUAGUUACCACAUCGAAUCCUACAAAAUAAUCACAUAUACAAAUAAAAUAAAUAUAUAAUAAGCAUCUACACACUAAAUAGGACUUUUACUGAUGUGUUUGUGUCUUACAGUCAUAAUAAGUACAUAGAAGGCUGAAAAUAUUCAUAUAUCCAAGCAUAUUUAACCUCUUUGAGGAUUUUUAUAUGUAAUUAAACUGAAUACUUUUACAUUAAAAUUUAAUAUGAUUAAAAGUACAUUACAUGAGUACCUAAACAUAUACAUAUAUUGUCAAUGAACAUAUUUUUCAUUUUAACUGUGUGUAGAAGUCAAUUUAAGAUAUUGUAACUCCGUCCCAAUACAAUAAAAAACAAUGUAUAUUCUUGACCGAUAAACGAUAUAACUUUAUAUAUAAGGAUUGAUAUUUUUUGUGUAAUUUCAUUUUUUUUUUAAUUGUUGCUUUAAGAGGCUAUGGGCUUCUUUAUAUACUUUUCCUUGUUUGACGCAUGCGCAGACAGAAAGCAGACUUUAACCUAUGUAAAAAUUUAUCUAUCUUUAUAGUUGAAGACGUUACUAAAGGUGCCGUGAACAAAGUACAAAAAACAAUAAGAGUUAUUCCGUGAAAGUAAUAAUUUCGAGCUUUUCCAUUCAUCUUAGAACAUAAAAAAAAAAUAAAAAAAAAAAUACAAACCUAAUUAUUU